Hyaena hyaena (striped hyena) is the source of this 1478-nucleotide messenger RNA. It is a transcript of the gene UPP1, whose product is annotated as uridine phosphorylase 1. Gene Ontology annotation, biological process: nucleotide catabolic process; uridine catabolic process. NCBI's taxonomy places the organism in Eukaryota, Metazoa, Chordata, Mammalia, Carnivora, Hyaenidae. Gene Ontology annotation, cellular component: cytosol; cytoplasm. Bases 391 to 1341 code for a protein of 316 amino acids. The record is from RefSeq and is a predicted model, not a curated record. Gene Ontology annotation, molecular function: uridine phosphorylase activity. The transcript has 9 exons.
CGGCGGGCAUAGUUUGCUGGCCCCAGUGGCAACUGGGCUGCCCGGCCCGAACGAACCCGUUUGCCGCUGGAUAACCUCUGCUGUUUACUUUCCAGGACCGACGAGAGGUCUCCUUCUCGGGGAGCGGCUUAAUGAGUAACAGGGACGUCCCGGUGACUCACCGCCUCGCCCGCCAUAGGAGGAAGCAGCUCUGGGCGGAGCUGGGGACCGCCUUCCCGGAACGGGGCGGGGCGGGGGCACGGCGGGGCGCGCCAGCUUAGGACCCACGCGGACGCUGCGGGUCCCUGCGCGGUGUCUUCUUUCACCUGAAGCCUGCUCGCCACACUGCCCAUUCACCUGCCCUUCACCUGCGGCUGCUAGAAGAAUCCAGGGUCCUGCCCCGCUGAGAGAAUGGCUUCCUCUGGACUCCAAACAAAGAAAGGUGCCAAUCACAAUGGUCACUUUGUACAACCUACCAACCCAAAUGUAGCAGCAUUGCAAGAAGAUGUCCUCUACCACUUCCAUCUCAGCACCAGCACGCACGAUCUCCCGGCGAUGUUCGGAGAUGUGAAGUUCGUGUGCAUCGGGGGAAGUCCCACCCGGAUGGAAGCCUUCAUCAAGUACAUGGCCAAAGAGCUGGGCCUUGACCGCCCAGGCGCGGAAUAUCCCAACAUGUGCGUGGGGACCGACCGCUACGUCAUGUUCAAAGUGGGCCCCGUGCUGUCUGUCAGUCAUGGCAUAGGCAUCCCGUCCACCUCCAUCAUGCUGCACGAGCUCAUCAAGCUUCUGUACCAUGCCCGCUGCUCCGAUGUCACCCUCAUCCGCAUCGGCACCUCGGGCGGGAUCGGUUUGGAGCCUGGCUCUGUGGUCAUCACCCGCCAGGCGGUGGAUGCCUCCUUCCAGCCGGUGUUUGAGCAGAUGGUCCUGGGGAAGCGGGUGGUUCACAGGACACACCUGGAUGAGCGGCUUGCACAGGAGCUGAUGCAGUGUGGUGCAGACCUGCACGAGUUCCCCACGGUCCUGGGGAACACCAUGUGCACCUCGGACUUCUACGAAGGGCAAGGCCGUCUGGACGGUGCCCUCUGCUCCUACACAGAGAAGGACAAGCAGCAGUACUUGCGGGCGGCGCACGCGGCCGGGGUCCGCAACAUCGAGAUGGAGUCGUCAGUCUUGGCUGUCAUGUGCGGCGCGUGCGGGCUCCAAGCGGCUGUGGUGUGUGUCACUCUGCUGAACCGCCUGGAAGGGGACCAGGUCAGCAGUCCUCACGAGGUGCUGGCUGAGUACCAGAAGCGGCCGCAGCGCCUGGUGGGCCACUUCAUCAAGAAGCGCCUCGCGGCCGCUGGCCACCCCCUAAACCUCUGAAAACGUGAGAUUGCAGUUGCUAUAAAUAAAAUCACCACUGGGGGUGCCAGCCUGGCUCAGCCUGAGGGGUCCUGACUUUGAGCCCCACGUUGGGCACACAGAUUCCUGAAAUAAAUAAACUUGAAAAAAAAAAUCAC